AUGCCUCCCAACCUCACUGGCUACUACCGCUUCGUCUCGCAGAAGAACUUGGAGGACUACCUGCAAGCUCUGAAUAUCAACAUGGCUCUGCGGAAGAUUGCCCUGCUGCUCAAGCCGGACAAGGAAAUUGACCAGCAGGGCGCCCACAUGACGGUGAAGACCCUCAGCACCUUCCGGAACUACAUUCUGGAAUUCGAGGUGGGAGUGGAGUUUGAGGAGGACCUGAGGAUCGUGGAUGGACGCAAGUGCCAGUCCAUAGUCACCUGGGAAGGGGAACAGCUGGUUUGCGUGCAGAAAGGAGAGAUCCCUAACCGGGGCUGGCGACUCUGGCUGGAGGGAGAGAUGUUAUAUCAGGAAGUGACCGCACGGGAUGCAUUGUGCCAGUGUAUCUUCAGGAAAGUCAAGUAG
This is a messenger RNA of Rangifer tarandus platyrhynchus (Svalbard reindeer), 408 nucleotides long. The record is from the annotation of a GenBank genome assembly. Lineage: Eukaryota; Metazoa; Chordata; Mammalia; Artiodactyla; Cervidae.